Molecule: messenger RNA, 682 nt
Organism: Aplysia californica (California sea hare)
Lineage: Eukaryota; Metazoa; Mollusca; Gastropoda; Aplysiida; Aplysiidae
Product: 60S ribosomal protein L13
Exons: 3
Coding region: 25-648 (207 amino acids)
Biological process (GO): translation
Cellular component (GO): ribosome; cytosolic large ribosomal subunit
Molecular function (GO): structural constituent of ribosome; RNA binding
Source: RefSeq, a predicted model, not a curated record
AAUUUUGUUUGUUUUAUUUCAGCCAUGGCUCCCAAAAGAAAUAACAUAAUUCCCAAUGGCCAUUUCCACAAGGAUUGGCAGCGUAUGGUCAAAACAUGGUUCAAUCAGCCCAUGAGAAAGAAGCGCAGGAGGGUGGCUCGUGUUGCCAAGGCUGCUGCUGUUGCCCCCAGACCAGUCGCUGGUCUUCUCAGGCCUGUCGUUCGCUGCCCGACUUUCAAGUACAACACCAAGGUCAGGCUUGGACGCGGAUUCACUCUGGAUGAGUUGAAGGCUGCCGGAAUCAACAAGAAGACUGCCCGCACCAUUGGUAUCUCUGUCGACUUCCGCAGACGCAACCUGUCUAUGGAGUCUCUGCAGCAGAACGUGCAGCGUCUGAAGGAGUACAAGAGCAAGUUGAUUGUCUUCCCACGCAAGGAAGGCAAACCCAAGAAGGGAGAUGCUACUCCUGAGGAGCUCAAGUUGGCCAAACAAUUGCCUGGUGAUGUCCUGCCUGUUGAGAAUAGGUUCAAGCCAGAGAAGGCACGUGUCCCGACUGAAGAUGAGAAGAAGCACAACGCUUUUGUUGCUCUUCGCCAGGCAAGAAUCAACGCCAAACUUCUUGGAAUGAGGCUGAAGAAGAAGAAGGAGGAACAAGAAAAGGACAAAUAAACAGUCUCUUGAAGAAUAAAUUUUACAUUGGGAA